CUGGAGCAUCUCGUGGAGUUGGUGGCCGACAAGUUCCGCAUAAUUGGACAGACGGAGGACGAGAACAAGCCGUUUGGUCGCAUCCAAGACGUGCAGAAGAAGUCGUUCCAGGAGACAUCCGCGAUCAAGGACGCGAAGCGACGGCUGAAGCAGCGCUGCGAGGACGACCUGAAGAACCUACACGGCGCGAUCCAGAAGGCGGACAUGGAGGACGCGGAGGCGAUGAAGCGCUUUGCGACGCAGAAGGAGAAGUCGGAAAAGUUCAUCCAGGAGAACCUCGACAGGCAGGACGAGGCGUGGCGCCGCAUCCAGGAGCUCGAGCGUGUCCUGCAGCGCCUGGGGACGGAGCGAUUUGAGGAGGUGAAGCGCCGCAUCGAGGAGAACGACCGCGAGGAGAAGCGCAAGGUGGAGUACCAGCAGUUCCUGGAUGUAUGUGGGCAGCACAAGAAGCUGCUGGAACUGUCGGUGUACAACUGCGACCUGGCGAUGCGAUGCAUCGGGAUGAUGGAGGAGCUGGUGGCGGAGGGCUGCAGCGCAAUCAAGUCGCGCCACGACAAGACGAACGAGGAGCUGGCGGACCUGCGGCUGCAGGUGCAUCAGGAGUACCUGGAGGCGUUCCGCCGCCUGUACAAGACGCUGGGCCAGCUGGUGUACAAGAAGGAGAAGCGCCUGGAGGAGAUUGACCGCAACAUCCGCACGACGCACAUUCAGCUGGAGUUUGCCAUCGAGACGUUUGACCCGAACGCGAAGAAGCACUCGGACGCCAAGAAGGAGCUGUACAAGCUCCGCGCACAGGUGGAGGAGGAGCUGGAGAUGCUGAAGGACAAGAUGGCGCAGGCGCUGGAGAUGUUUGGCCCGACCGAGGACGCGCUGAACCAGGCCGGCAUUGAGUUUGUGCAUCCCGCCGAGGAGGUGGAGGACGGUAACCUGACCCGCCGCAGCAAGAUGGUCGAGUACCGUGCCCACCUGGCGAAGCAGGAGGAAGUGAAGAUUGCGGCGGAGCGCGAGGAACUGAAGCGCUCCAAGACACUGCAGAGCCAACAGUACCGCGGCAAGACGGUGCAGCAGAUCACACAGUAA
Trypanosoma cruzi is the source of this 1080-nucleotide messenger RNA. Its product is annotated as 69 kDa paraflagellar rod protein, putative. Lineage: Eukaryota; Euglenozoa; Kinetoplastea; Trypanosomatida; Trypanosomatidae. Gene Ontology annotation, molecular function: calmodulin binding. The transcript has a single exon. The annotation marks the transcript as partial. The record is from RefSeq and is a predicted model, not a curated record. Gene Ontology annotation, cellular component: motile cilium.